UUUAACCCCCCAAACACACAAACAAAUACUCUCUUAAAAUCCAAAUAAUCAAAAAACCCUAAAUCCCCAAAUUUGAUCAUGUCAUCGGCGGCAGGCGGUGGCGCCGGAGAAUUCCGAUCAUCUAAACCUAGCUCCGAUUCCAGCUCUUCUAGUUGUAGUUCUAAGCUCAAUUCAGAAUUCAAUUGCUCAUUUUCCAUGUCAUCGGGUUCGGAUUUUCCGGGUCGAUCAAGGCGAAAACCGAGGCUCAUGAAGAUGAGGAAACAAUCGGGUCCUCAAAUUGACUCGAAAGAAUCGAGUUUUAGUCGGGUCGACCCGGUUUCAAAGAGCUCGGAUUGCUACUGGAGAAGUGACAAUGUGAGCUUUGGUUUUUGUGCUGGUAAGACUGAUGAUCCUGUUUUGAAAAUGAGGAAACAAUCGGGUCCUCAAAUCGACCCGAAAGAAUCUAGUUUUAAUCGGGUCGAGCCGGUUACCAAGAGCUCGGAUUGUUGCUGGAGAAGUGACAAUGUGAGUUUUGGUUUUUGUGCUGGUAAGAGUGAUGAUCCUAUUUUGAAUUUUAAUUUGGAUUGUUUAAGUGAUGUUUUUGGUUCUAAUAAGAAUUUAGGGGAAAUGUUGAACGAAAAAAAUGGAGAAUUUCGUGACAAUGUGGAGGUAAUGGGAGGAUUUAGAACCGGAAAAAGUGGUCUGGAUUCAAAUUUGAAGGAUUUGGGGUUUGUUUUAGGAGCUAAUAAUACGAGUAGCUCGAAGUUUAUUUCGAAGAAAAAGAAUGGUGAUCAAAUGAAUAAGAAUAGCUGGAUGUCCUAUCUGAAUUUGUCUAAUAAGGAACCUGAUUGUAGUGAGAGGACUGGUAAUUCGAAGUCCAAUGUGGAAUUUAGAGAGAGGGAGUUUUGUAGCAAUGUAGGACAAUCACAAGUUGAUGAGAUCAAGAAUUGCUCGAGUGAGUCUCAUAAAAACGAGGCUAAUGGAAGUACAUUGCAAUCGGAUAAAUUGAAUGCUAACUUUGUGUUUGGUGCUAGUAACGGAGCGCGUAAUAAAGAUGAAGCAUACAGGGGGGGAGAGUAUCAAGGUUCAAAAGUGGAUGGCACUUUUGUUUUUGGUUGUGGCAUCAAAGGGAAGAACAAAUUGAAUGAAAAUGGAAAAGUAGCUGAAGAUGUGGAUAGUUUUGACAGGGAAAAGACCCUAGAUCACAGUGGUCGUUGGAAUGCCCAAAAAAGUGACUCGGAUGCUGAUGGGAAGCUCAAGUUUGCUUCUAGUAGCAAUAUUGUAGACACUGGUUUACCAAAAAACCCCAUUUUUAAACUCUCUAAUGAGAUGAAUUCGUUGAACAUUGGCCGUUCAGCGGUUAGUGGUGCUGAGAAGACCGAUAGUAUGAAUGAAAAAUCAAGUGUCAACAUCCAGAAUGUAUUUGUGUUUGGACUUAACCAAAGUACUUCAAAUGUUUCAACUGAAACCGGUGCUUGUAAUUCUUGUGGUCGGCCCGAGGAUGUCAACGUAAAAUAUUCUGGUAGUAGCUCUGGUUUUGAUAAAGCUGACACAAUUAAUAGCGAACCAAAUGCCAAGAAAGCUUGUGCAUCCGAAAUUGAUGAAAAUAUUGCCAGUUCGUUAAAGGGAAGCAAGGACAAAAGGAUGCCUGGAGCAACGGUUCAUACAAAUGCUAAGUUUGGUCUUUCCAGUGAGCAAAUAAAUUCAUUUAGCUUCUCAGCAGGAACCUCUGGGAAAGAAAAUCAGCCAAUAAAUUUAAACAGUGAGACUGGUGCCUCAAGUGAAUUCCUGCAGAAGAAUCUAAACAGUGACGUUGAGAGGGAUAAGCCACCCUUUCCAUUAUUUACACCAGAGAGCUUUGGUUCCCAGCACAAAGUUGAUGCCCCGGAAGCACUUUCUGGCCACCAAGCUGAGAAGAAGGAAGAAUUCAGCUUUCCAAGCACACCAUUUACACCUGGGAAGCCCUUUUCUGAUUUUAGUGCAUCCAAUUCAAGUAAAUCAUUUUCCUUUACUGCUAAUUUAUUUUCCGGAGUAAAUGAAAAGUUGGGUGGUGGAACAAGUAGCAGAUUGAGGGACAAAAGAGUGAAAAAGAAGAAGUCAUUGAGGCAAGAAAACUUGGUACAAGGGUUAGCUGGCAAGACUAAUUUGUCUAACGGAAACAGUUCCAUGCGCAAUAAUGAGUCUCCUGGAUGUUCACCUAUGGAUUUCUCACCAUAUCAGGAUACAAAUUCUUCUACAUCUGCUUAUAAUUCUACUGGGGCAACUGAAACAAAGGAGGAUGUGGUUGCUGCCAAAGACGCACCCGGUUUCAAUGACUCUCAGAAGAAAUGUGGAGGAGGAAAUGAGAGAGUUUCUAGGACUGAUUCAGUAACGGAGUCUGAUACUCGGAGAUAUUUUAGUUCCUAUACUUCACCCUCUGCACAAGAUGGGUUAUCAUCCAUAAGACGCCAGUAUAGGAAAAAAUACAGAUUAAAAGUUGAUAGUGGUUCAAAUAACUUAAAUCAUAGAAAAGUCGAAUUUUCCACUGACACAGUUCAACAUGCUUCCUUUGGUAGUAAAAGUUCAGCAGACAUCCCAAGCGGAGUUACAUCUCAUAGGAGAAAUAAAGGGAUACAUGUGUCUAAAGCAGACGAAGACCGUGAGAUGAUUGGGCUCACUGUCCAUGAAACCUGUGAAAAGUGGCGGAUCAGGGGAAACCAAGCCUAUAAGGCUGGAAAUCUAUCGCAAGCUGAGGAUUUAUACACCAAGGGUAUCAAAUCAGUUUCCGCUACAGAAAUUUCAGGCUCUUGCCUAGAGCCUCUUUUGUUAUGCUACAGCAACCGAGCUGCCACACGAUUGUCGCUUAGAAGGAUGAGGGAAGCCAUCAGUGAUUGUGCAUCUGCAGCCGCCUUGGACCCUCAAUUUCUUAAAGUGAAAUUAAGAGCAGCAAAUUGUUAUCUGCUUCUUGGUGAGGUUGAAGAAGCCCUUAAAUAUUACAACAAUUGCUUGGAAUCAAGAAUAAAUUUAUGCUUGGAUAGGAGAAUUACAAUUGAAGCAGCAGAAGGCUUGCAAAAAGCACAGAAAAUAUCUGAACAUUUGCACCGGUGUUCUGAACUUUUGCAACAAAGAACUCCGGAUGCAGCAAAAAAUGCACUUGGAAUUACCGAUGAGGCCUUGUCUGUCAGCUGCUAUUCAGAGAAGUUACUUGAAAUGAAAGGAGAAGCUCUUUGCAAGCUGCAGAUGUAUAAUGAAGUGAUUGAGCUGUGCGAAAAGUCUCUUGAUGUUGCUGAAAAGAAUUUUUCUUCUGAUUUUGCGAAUUUAGAUGAUCUCAAUAGCAAAAGCUCAUCUUUUAUUCUUUGGAGAUGGCACCUUAAGUCCAGGUCGCACUUCCAUCUUGGAAAGCUUGAGAUGGCCCUUGACUUAAUUGAGAAGCAUGAGCAAAUGGCUUCUGUUGGGAAAAGAUCUGCAAACUUGAAUCAGGAAUCAUUAUCUCCUCUAGCAACCACUAUUCGUGAACUUUUGCAUCAUAAGAAAGCCGGAAACGAGGCAUUUAAGUCUGGAAAGUAUGUGGAAGCUAUUGAACAUUAUACUGCUGCUAUAUCCAGCAGUAUUGAAUCGCGCCCUUUUGCAGCUAUCUGUUUCUGCAAUCGAGCUGCUGCUCACCAAGCUCUUGGUCAAAUUGUUGACGCCAUUGCAGAUUGCAGUCAUGCCAUUGCUCUUGACAAGAACUACUCAAAAGCUGUUUCAAGGAGGGCUACCUUACAUGAGAUGAUUAGAGACUAUGGGCAUGCUGCAAAUGAUCUUGAGAGGCUCAUAUCCCUUCAGGAAACUCAAUCACAAGAACGGACUCGACAACCUGAAGCGCGGGAUAAGUCUAAUGGAAGCAGUGGUAAAGAAGCAAAGCAAACCCGUCAGCAGCUUUCAUUAGUUCAGGAGAAGGCUAAAAGAGGAACGCCAUUGGAUUUUUAUCUUAUUUUGGCAAUCAAGUCAUCUGAUACAGAAUCUGACAUCAAGAAGGCAUAUAGGAAAGCAGCCCUCAGACAUCAUCCUGACAAGGCGGGUCAAAGUUUUGCAAGAAGUGAUACUGUGGAUGAUGGUGGGUUGUGGAAAGAGAUCUCUGAGACUGUUCGCAAUGAUGCUGAUAGGCUAUUCAAGUUGAUUGGGGAGGCAUAUGCUGUUCUCUCAGAUACCGACAAGCGUGCAAAACAUGAUCUAGAAGAGGAAAUGAGAGAUGUUCAAAGGGAAAGCCCAAGAAGCAGCAGUUCUUGCAGAGCUUCUCAUUCUUACUCUUCUCCAUUUGAGAGGACCUACUGGUCUAGAAGACAAUCUGACUUUUGCAAUUCAUAUGGUAAAAGUAGUAGUAGGCACUAUCGGCAAGAUAAUUGGAGAACCUAUGGAGAAUCACAUUCCAGAUGGUAAAAGAUAUGCAUCUUCCAGAUAUCUGUAUAACUAGAGAUGGUGUCUCCAGCCGCUCUGAUCAUCUCGUGGCUAUUGAGAACGAACUUAAUCAGAUGGUUCUAUAUCUCAAUCUUUCUGAUUUUUGCUCAUAUGAAACCAAGGUCGAAAAGUUCAGUCAUUCCACUGACGAAGGAUUCCUUGAAUGGAUUCAGUCUUUAAACUAUGUCACCAAUUGGCUGCUAAGCAAGAACUGCUACCGACACCAAUUCUAUCUUAACAGCUUACCCCUGGACAUUCGCCAAGUACAGUCGAUUAGUUUUCUUUUUCAAAAGAUGAAGAUUUUGUUAGUUUGCAACUGCUUGGCAGGUGGAGUUGUUCGGAAAAUUUUGCAAAAAAAAAAAAGUUUAUUUUCUUUACUUUUGCCUUUUUGGGUGGAUCUUUUUACCUUGGAGUUUUGACGGGCAAAUUGUAAACUAGUUGAGAUGUUUGUAAGUUAGUCUGCAUGUAAAGGAAGGGACGAUCAUAUUUUGCUCAUGUAUAUAUGAAACUGGUUAAUUUUGCUGUCAA
Molecule: messenger RNA, 4923 nt
Organism: Capsicum annuum
Lineage: Eukaryota; Viridiplantae; Streptophyta; Magnoliopsida; Solanales; Solanaceae
Exons: 11
Coding region: 79-4377 (1432 amino acids)
Molecular function (GO): protein binding
Source: RefSeq, a predicted model, not a curated record